UGGGUGAAUGCAGCCGGAAGUAGUUCUAUUGGCAUGGCUGGUUCUCGUUGAAGAGCACUAUGGCCUUUUCAUCAGUGGCACUUCCAAAGACAUUAUCGACAAUACACUACAGGGCUUUCAGUGUUUCAGCAGUUGCGGCAGCUCUUCAGAAGCUGACGAGAGUACGGGUUGUCGACAACAGCAGUCUUGGAAACACCCCCUAUCACCGUCCUCCUAGAGUCAUUCAUGUAUACACCAAGAAUGGAGUGGGCAAAGUGGGCGACACUGUCCUGUUGGCUAUUAAAGGACAGAAAAAGAAAGCACUGAUUGUGGGUCACAAGAUGCCUGGACCAAGAAUGUCACCUAGGUUUGAUUCAAAUAAUGUUGUUUUGAUCGAAGAAAAUGGGAACCCAACAGGAACAAGGAUUAAAGCUCCCAUACCUACACAUUUACGCAAGCUGGAGGGUGAUUACUCCAAAUUAUUAGCUAUUGCACAACACUUUGUGUAGGUAGUGUUACUGUGCUGUAAAUUACCAUUUGUCUGAGAGGACUUCUGCUACUACUGCUGAUUGUUACAAUGCUUCGAAAUAAACAAAAGAAAGAAAAGUAUAUUAAUAUCUCCAAAACUUGGCAAACAGAAGUUAAUAAAAUAAUAUAAAAAGUC
Messenger RNA from Neoarius graeffei (lesser salmon catfish), 643 nucleotides. It is a transcript of the gene mrpl14, whose product is annotated as mitochondrial ribosomal protein L14. Gene Ontology annotation, molecular function: structural constituent of ribosome. The transcript has 3 exons. The coding region runs from base 60 to 488 and encodes 142 amino acids. The record is from RefSeq and is a predicted model, not a curated record. Gene Ontology annotation, cellular component: ribosome; mitochondrion. Gene Ontology annotation, biological process: translation. Lineage: Eukaryota; Metazoa; Chordata; Actinopteri; Siluriformes; Ariidae.